CGUCAACCAAGCUGAAGAACUUUCGUCGUCUCAGCUCAUAGCAUUAUUCCACGAUGGCGUGCAAGGUAAUCGUGGCAUCCAUCGUGAUGGUUAUAGUGUCAGUUAUUUGUAUAGAUGUCACUACUGCCUGCUUCAAAAAACCCCUCUUCUCGAUCAACGUUCACGUUGGCGACGUCAACACCGUAAAUCAUAACGGAAGAAGGCGUAGAUCUGCCGAGGAGGUUUCCGAUUACAAACGCAUAUUCAAAGACUGCGACUCCGAUGACAAUGACAAGCUGAGUAGCAAUGAGUUUUUCAAAUGUUUCCCGCAGCCUAUGCGUCGUCUUGCUGAGAUCUUUGAAGUUUUGGACACUGAUCACGAUGAAGCACUCACCUUUUUAGAGUUUCAGAAAGCAGAGUUUAACAAAGAAAGGAAACCUGACACCAACUGCCACUUUGCAAUGUUAGAAGAUUGUGGAGGUAGUUUCCUGCUCUUUGCCCAUGCACGGAAUGAAAGUGAGGCGUCCAUGUGCGGGGCCCUCCAGGACUAUGGAGAUUGUGUUGAGGAGAGGAGUAAAACAUGUGAUUUGGAUGACGCGAAAAACUUCGCUGCGACGCUACGUCACAUGGUUCUGACUUCACGCGAUGACGGCGUAUGUCCUUACAUCGACAUAAAUUAUGAUGACAACGAUGUGCACAUUGAGAAGCUGCCAUGUAGUAAAGCGGCCAUCUUGAAAUGUGACAAGGACUUCCUGAAUGACAUCCUAACUUUGACGCCACCGUGUGAUGCUCUGGGGGCUUAUGAAGAGUGCCUUGAGAAGACAACCGAGUCCUGUAACGACGAAGCUUCAGAAAGCGCACGCAAUGCGGCCGAGGUCAUCUUGAAAGCCUACAAAUCUACUGGCAAAUGCGACCGCAAUUGUGACUAACUAUAAAUGGCCGACAUUUCCACCCUCUGUAUGCCUCUUUCCAUUUUUAGCCAGAUAUAAUCGGUUGCUCUAACAAAUUUAUCAAACAGAGUAAAAACUGUUAAAGGGUGUGUGUGUCUUUAAGAGUUUUUAUGCUUUCAAAUAUUCAGAAAGUGCAUAUUAUAUUGAUCGUUUAAAAGGAGACUUUGCGGACUUUUCAGUGUUCCGAAGCUAAAUAAAUAUUUUAUAGCCGUUUCAUAAAACCAUUGCACUUAUAUUAUUUUAUAUAUCACACUACCCUACCCUACCCUACCCUACCCUACCCUACCCUACCCUACCCUACCCUACCCUACCCCCAUACUGUAGCCUGUAUUUCUUUAAACGGGAUACAGGCUACAAUGAAGUUGAAAAUGAAGGGCGUUUGUUUAUUUCCACAUUUUUGAAGGUAUGCUAGAUUUCACAUA
Messenger RNA from Owenia fusiformis, 1351 nucleotides. The record is from the annotation of a GenBank genome assembly. Lineage: Eukaryota; Metazoa; Annelida; Polychaeta; Sabellida; Oweniidae.